AUGUAUCUGUUUCUCCGCCGAGUCUCGAAGCUUUCUGCACGCAGAGACGACUCUCGUUUCUUCUCAACAUUGCCUCUGUCCCCCUAUUUUCGGUUAAGCGAUAGCUUCUUUGGGCAGUCUUCGGAGGGCUACGUUGUGAGUCAUAGGUACUUCGACCCGAAAACAGCAAAGAAAGAGUGUAUCAGUGAAAGGACAGUGCCUAAUGCACCACAGUUUUUACUGGGAGCAUCCAAGGGCUGGGUCGUUGGUCUCCAGGACGAAGACAAUAAAGUAUCGAUAUCGGAUCUGUACAAGCCAUGGGUUUCAUCUCCAAGUGUCAUAUCAUUGCCUUCAAUCGGAUCUGUAAUGCUUCAUCACCUUGGCAGCGUCUAUUUCUACUUGUGGACUCACGUUGAGUCCCAACAUUUACCAGCCUCUUCGAUCACUUAUUCUAAGAGAGACAAAGUCUUCUACUUUACCAGUCCAAAUGGUAUCUUCCUGGGUGUAUUGGAUCUCAUACACAGGGAGAUAAAGUAUUACCGCGUUCGUUUACGAAACACGCCUAAGUUGUCACCGGCACGGUGGAGGUAUCUGAACAGAGAAUGUAUGUUGACCAAGCACUUGGUGGAGUCUCCCUCUGGUCAACUUUACUUCAUCAUGUGGGAAGAUGAGAAGAGAGAAGUGUUUAACUACACAGAAGAUAUUGGAGAUCUCUGCAUCUUCCUUGGCAAAAGUGAAGCCUUUUCUGUCUCGGCAAGCUUGUACCCAGGACUCAUUCCUAACUCCAUCUAUUAUUGUAGAGGUCCGGGACUUGGUCGUUACGAUAUAGCUUCUGCCAAGCCCCGUGCCCUUUCUUCAUUAGAUGGCAAUUACUGGAUUGAGCCCGUCGCUUAA
Microthlaspi erraticum is the source of this 873-nucleotide messenger RNA. Lineage: Eukaryota; Viridiplantae; Streptophyta; Magnoliopsida; Brassicales; Brassicaceae. The record is from the annotation of a GenBank genome assembly.